Tachysurus vachellii is the source of this 2477-nucleotide messenger RNA. RefSeq names its product fascin actin-bundling protein 2b, retinal (gene fscn2b). Gene Ontology annotation, cellular component: cytoplasm; actin cytoskeleton. The record is from RefSeq and is a predicted model, not a curated record. The transcript is spliced from 5 exons. The coding region runs from base 274 to 1746 and encodes 490 amino acids. Gene Ontology annotation, molecular function: actin filament binding; protein-macromolecule adaptor activity. Gene Ontology annotation, biological process: actin filament bundle assembly; cell migration; establishment or maintenance of cell polarity. Lineage: Eukaryota; Metazoa; Chordata; Actinopteri; Siluriformes; Bagridae.
GCUCUCUUGGGAAGAGACACAACGGACUUUAUGAAAUCACCAAAAGAAAACUCAAUUGACCAACGAGUAAAAAGGAUAAAUAUAUAACUGUUGAAGUUAAAAGAAGUUAAAAAGUACAAUAAAUUGUUUAGGAGGAUUUAGAAGACUUCAUGCUAAAGAAUUAGUUUUUUUAUUGACAAGCUAGUCAGGAAAAGGAGGAAAGGUAACUAGUUUGGAAGUUGGUUUCAUCUCUGAAUUGUUACUCUGCUUCUUUCACCUGAGUUCUACGCCACAAUGCCUAUAAAUGGCAAUAAAGCCCUAAAGCUUCAGUUUGGGCUGAUUAAUUAUGAACAUCGCUACCUGACAGCAGAGGCUUUUGGAUUCAAAGUGAACGCUUCAGCUCCAAGUCUCAAGAAAAAGCAGAUCUGGACACUUGAGCAAGAUGAGACUGAUGGCCAAGUGGUGUACUUGCAGAGCCACCUGGGCCGCUAUCUGGCCUCUGACAAAGAUGGCAAGGUGAGUUGUGAAGCUGAGACACAGGAAAAUGCAUGCAGGUUCAUAAUUGUGGCACAGUCAGAUGGCCGCUGGGCCUUGCAGUCUGAGCCACAUCUGCGCUUCUUUGGGGGAUCGAAAGACCACCUAUCCUGCUUUGCUCAGACCAUUGGUGAGCCAGAGCUCUGGACUAUGCACCUGGCCCUUCAUCCACAAGCCAACUUGUUAAGUGUAGCACGCAAACGUUAUGCUCAUCUGUCUGCACCUGACAGUGAAAUAGCUGUGGACAGCAACAUUCCAUGGGGUGUUGAUGCUCUUCUAACACUGGUUUAUGUGGAUGGCAAGUACUGCCUAAAGACCAGUGAUAGCCGCUUUUUAAGCAAUGAUGGGAAACUGUUAUUUGAAAAUAGCAGAGGAACGGUAUACACGUUGGAGCUUAAAUCUGGCAAAUUAGCUUUUAAGGACUGUGAAGGAAAGUACUUGAGCCCAAUGGGACCAACAGGUACCCUACGCUCAGGACGCUGCUCCAAACCAGGCAAGGAUGAGCUGUUUGACCUAGAAGAGAGUCAUCCACAGGUGGUGUUUCAAGCUGCCAAUAACAGAUUUGUCUCCAUUCGACAAGGGGUGAACAUCUCUGCAAAUCAGGAUGAUGAAACAGACAUGGAGACUUUCCAAAUGGAGAUCGAUAGAGAAAGCAAAAAGUGCAAGUUCAGGACAAAUGAAGGCAACUACUGGACACUUGUAGCUCACGGAGGAAUCCAGUCCACAGCCAAAGAAGCAAGUGCCAACACCAUGUUUGAUAUUGUGUGGCUUGGACGACGGGUGGCACUACAAGCUAGCAAUGGGAAAUAUGUGUGCACCAAGAAAAAUGGACAGCUUGCUGCAGUUAGCGACUCAAUAGGCAAUGAUGAACAGUUCAUUCUGAAACUGAUCAAUAGGCCCAUCCUAAUUCUCCGGGGUGAGAAUGGAUAUGUGUGCCAUCACAAAAACUCUAACACACUAGAUGCAAACCGCUCGGUUUAUGACAUCUUCACAGUACAAUUCAGUGAUGGGGCAUACCAUGUGAAAGGUGCAGGAGAGCGGUUCUGGUAUGUGUCCAGCACUGGCAUGGUUUGUUCAGAUGGAGACACACCUGAAGACUUCUGCUUUGAGUUUUUAGAGCAUGGCCGCAUUGGAAUAAAGGGGACAAAUGGCAAGUACCUGCGUGGAGACCAGGGCGGCACACUGAAAUGUGAUGGAGAAACUGCAGAUAGCUCGUCUCUCUGGGAAUAUUGACACCUAGUGGUCAUUUUAAGGACUUUUUCCUCUGUCGUCCAUUGUUAUUGGUUAUUUUGGGGCUCAGGGGACCUGGUAUUUUUGAACAUGGAUUGUUGAAAUAAUACACACGAGGGCUAAAACAGAUGUUUUCUUUGUAUAUUAGCAUAUGUCAAUACUUUCUCAAUAGCUAAAUGCUAAUCUCCCAGAUUCUGAACAUGAUAGAUCAAAAACCAAAGACUUUUAAAUUGAAAUAUUAAGUUUUUAAUUUCUGCUUAAUAUUUCUAAAAUAUAAAGUAUUAAAUUGUUUAAUGUAGCUUUUAUCCUACAUUUACAUGUCACAUGUUGAUUUUUAGCACUAAUUAUUCUUCCCAAAUGUUUAUACAGUCUUAAAAUCUUAAGUCCUAUGUUGGUACCUGCCAAAAGGCCUUAACUAAUAUUGCUAUUUUUAAUAAUUUCCUCCACAGGCUUAUUUCUUAUUUGUUUUAGUCUUGCCAAUCAUUCAACAAGUGGUAGUUUAUGUACUGGAGGUACAGAGUGCUGUUUUAUUAUGGCAUGUGGCACUCACACAAAAAUGGUUUUAUUAAAGGGUUUGUCAUGUUUGUACUGAAAACACUAUGAUUAAAUUGUUACAGACAAAACUAGGAUCAAAACUAGAUUUCCUAGCUUGAAUUUCGUUAACCAUCAGGACUUUUCCCUUCUAACUAUAUUUAAGAUUUCUGUAAAUGCAUGUCAUCUGCUUUUCAUUUCUG